Messenger RNA from Diutina rugosa, 654 nucleotides. RefSeq lists its product as uncharacterized. Lineage: Eukaryota; Fungi; Ascomycota; Pichiomycetes; Serinales; Debaryomycetaceae. The record is from RefSeq and is a predicted model, not a curated record. The transcript has a single exon. Bases 1 to 654 code for a protein of 217 amino acids.
AUGGUGGAUGAACUGUUGUCGUGGAAGAUUGACAAGACUUACAACUUCGAGAUACCCACGACUGAUGGCGUCGCUAAUAUCAAAGUUACCACCCGACAUUCACCUCGAAAUGUUGAAGAGUACUGGGUACUGCGCCAAGUCGACUUUAGUCAGGUAGGCGAGAAUGUGGAAGAACUCCAUUACAAGCUCAUACGAUAUCACACUGGAAGUAUGACUGAUGUCGAAACCUGUCAUUGGGGCUAUGAGAAGGAGUACUACACCGCCAUAUACCAAGCAGACAUCGAACCCUGGCGAGAUAAUAACAUCGUUGAUGAUAAUCUGGCUGUCUUUCGGGUCACAAGAAGGUACCGCUACCCUUUUCCGUUGAGUAAUCGCGUAUUUUUCCAUGCUGGAUACGUUAGUAAACGGGAUCAGGAGCUGCUCGUUGUUCAGCUCCCCCUCCAACCCUAUGGCACCAAUAACGAUACUGUCGGUCGUUAUAAACUGGUGGACAGAAUCCGGUACGACCCAAAGAAAAAGCAAUUGACUUGGGAGUUUGUAUCAGCAGUGCAUCCAGGGGGACUCGUCCCCGACGCUCUCAUGAAAGUAGCCCUUCCAUCAAUUAUUGCGCGCGAUGUGCCCGCCUUCUUUAAGUGGGCAUCAAAGCAAGACUAG